GGAUCCGUCGGCACCGAGGAACCCCAACUAACCCAAGCAGAACAAAAUCGAACUUUCACCUCAUAAUGACCACAGCAUUCCUGACCCGCGCUAGCUUGACUGUUGCACUGGCAGCGGUUGUCAGACGCGGCUGCGGGGCGACAUUCAGCCGCCACAUAUGUAAAAAAGGACACCAUUUAGGACGGACAACGACUAUAAGGACUAUGGGGGUCGGGGCUUCGUGCAGGAGUGGCGGAGGCGACUCAGACGGAGGAGAGGCAGAUAGCAACUUGAAUUCACCAAGAGAAAGCUCAGGCAAUAUGAUGGAAGCUGUUGUGUGCCGUGAGGAUGAAUUGCCGGAGGAAGGAAUGAAGUCCUUUGAUGUAGAAGGUGGCCAGGUGCUGGUUGUUCGUCACAAGGGCAAACUGUCUGCGAUAGGGAGUAAAUGUUCCCAUUAUGGAGCACCUUUAGAGAAGGGGGCUUUGUGUGAGGGAAGAGUGAGGUGUCCGUGGCAUGGUGCUUGCUUCAGCCUCGAAACUGGGGAUAUUGAAGAUUUCCCAGGACUGGACAGCAUUCCUAAAUAUGAUGUUGAAGUUGUUGAUGGGAGUGUGAAAGUGAUGGCCAGUCAGGAACACUUUGGUGCUGCAAAGAGAGUGAAACCAUUGGCCAAACGUGAUGAAAACAACAAUACAUCCUUUGUAGUGAUUGGUGGAGGUGCUGCAGGUGCUACUUGUGUGGAACGAUUACGGCAGGAAGGUUUUACAGGUCGCUUGGUGAUGGUGACAAGGGAGAAUCACUUACCCUAUGACCGACCAAAACUCUCCAAGGCCAUGCAUCUCACACCAGAUAAUAUUACAUUACGUUCUAAUCAGUUCUAUGAGAGUGGUGACAUAGAAAUCAAGCUAGGUGUUACAGCAGAAGGUCUAGAUGCAGAGAAUAAAGUCGUCAAACUGAGUAAUGGUGAAGAACUGACGUAUGACAAAGUGUUCAUUGCAACUGGUGGGAAACCACGGCAACUGUCAAACCCCGGUGCUGACCUCAAGGGCAUCUUUGUGGUUCGAACUCCAGAGGAUGCUAAUGCAGUGGCCGCAGCAGCAGCAGGGAAGAGAGUGGCCAUUAUCGGCACCUCUUUCAUAGGAAUGGAAGCGGCAGCCUACCUGUCAAGCGAAGAUCGUGCUGCAUCAGUGACUGUUGUAGGGAAUACAGAAGUACCAUUUGAAAGGAGUCUUGGGCGUGCUGUUGGAGAAAGGAUCCAGAAGCUGUUUGAGGAAAACGGGGUUAAAUUUGCCAAUAAAGUCAAUGUGAAGGAGUUCAUUGGAGAAGAUGGACAGGUGAAAGAGGUUGUAUUGGAUAAUGAUGAAACUAUACCAGCUGAUGUUGUGGUUAUGGGAGUUGGAGUUGUACCGGAUACCCAGUUUCUGUCAACUUCUAGUGUUAGGCUCGAUGAACGAGGAUUUGUUCCAGUUAAUGAGCAUUUGGAGACCAACAUAGCUGAUGUGUACUGUGGGGGUGAUAUAGCUUCCUUCCCACUCUUCCUUCAUGAUGGGGAGAAAGUGGCCAUAGGUCACUGGCAGGUUGCUCACGGCCAUGGUAGCACAGCUGCCCUCAACAUGCUUGGGAAAGCCACACCACUCAAGUCUGUGCCCUUCUUCUGGACUGUCCUGUAUGGAAAAAGUCUUCGGUAUACAGGUCAUGGGAUGUAUGAUGACAUCCUGAUAGGAGGAGACUUAGAAAACUUGGCUUUCAUUGCCUAUUACUGCAAGGGAGAUCGUGUGGUAGCUCUGGCCAGCCUUGGUAAGGAUCCUGCAGCUGCCAAAUAUGCUGAAAUGCUAAACAAUGGCGAUUUUCUCACGAGGGAGAAAGUUAUUGAAGAUGGAGAAGUGGCAUGCAAGCUGUAAUGAGAUAAAAAGAAGCUCAAGAAAACAAGAGAAUAGAUGUAUGAAUGUCCAUGUAUGUUCUAUGUAGCCUUCAGUGAGAUGAGAUGAAAAUGUGAUGACUAAAUGCUGUUAGCACUGUAUGCUUCUUAGGUGUAGUGGGUAAUGGUUGCUAUUUGUUACACAUUACAGUAUAUUGUGUACUUAAUCAGUGAAGAUGGUCAUUAGAUGUAAAGAGAACCAAAGAUGUGCACUUAAUGUAGUCAUGAAACCAGUGAUAUAAGGACAGUAUUUUUAUUUACAAAUAUAGCAUAAAUUGCAUUGUUUAUUUAUCUUUUUUUUUUUCCAAUAUAGUCUCUUCACCUGUUGGGAGUAUACAUUUCUGUAUUGGUAUGAUAAUCUUUGUAGUAAUUGAUGUAAAAUCAUAGUGCAUUACUAGUUACUUUAGGUCCAAUCUUAUAUUUUUUCUCUGAUUACUCAUAUCACUGAAACUUUCAGUAAGCAUAAAUUAUAUGUGUAAUUUACAAUAUUAUAAUUUUCUUUUCAUGUUUAUCUUCCAUUUUUUAAUGAAUUUGGUUAGAUAAAUUUACCAAAGAAACAUUGAGAAGGGAGAUUUUUGAAAUACUUGAAUAGUUUAUUUCUCAGUAAUGCAAAAAAUCUUGUUACGCUACUCAGAAGGGAUAUUGUGUGUUAUUUUUUGUUGUAGUGAUUCUUUGUUUUCUAUUAUUGUUUAUCAUUACUUAUGAAAUCUUUUUGGUACUUUCAUUUUCUUAAUUUUGAUGUUUAUGUCUGAACUUUCUCUGACAUAUUUAAGAACCGUCCUUAAAAGAAUUUUUGAUUGCAAGAUUGUCAAAGAAUUUGUCUUACACUCAAUCUAUAAACUAUUUUGCAAUUUUGUUUGUUAACCCAAUGCUAACGGAGAAAGGUUGCAUUCACUUUAGUAUUGUUUUGUUAAAUGUUUCUGUACAUAGAUGGCUCUACCAGUGCUUAGCCACAAAGGAGUCAGUUAGUAGAUCUUGUGACCUCACCUUUCCUUGAAAUAGCGAGAAAACUCUUGACACUGCUAACAGCAGUAUUAACCCAUUGGUUGUGGAUGGCAUCAUAUGAUGCAAAGUGCAAUUGAUGGCCGAUCCCUUAGAGCAAUGGGUGGCUGCGCAGCCUGGGAGCUGAGCGGGCCAGGAGAUAUCAGCUGCCAAGCCGGUGUCUCUCUAGCGGCCUUCCAGGGCCUAGGCCUGCCACCCUGGGCCUGUGCGGGCGAUGGGGUGUUACCCAUCAAAGGAGUUGAACACCUUUGGCGUGUGCUAAAACCAGGCCCUCCACUCUUUCUGAGUGCAUUUAUGUAUAUUUGCUUGCUUGCAUGUAUUUGUAUGGGUUUAUAUAUACUUUUGCAAACAUAUAUUUUCUCAUAUAUACAUGUACAAACACAUAUGCGUGAAGGAGCGAAAGCAUCACUGUCACAGCGUGCACUCUCCAGCGCAGUCCCAUGCGUGGCCCGAGUCCAAAAUAAAUAAUGCUACAGGAUUACCCGCCACAUUGCAAAAUACCGCAACCAGUGGGUUUAAUAAUAGAAAAUGUUAUUGAAAAUCAAGGAAAAGGUUAAAGAGGUAGUUCACGUAAUUGGCUCAUUGGUGACUUAGUACUUUUGGAGCCAUCUAUAUUUAAAAACAAUUACUAAAUUAAACACGCAGUGGGCAUGACAUGUAUACACAUGCCAUCCCUGGCGGCAAGUGGUUAAGUUAAAAUUUAAUCAUAACAAGUAUUUACGUUUGAUAAUAAUCCAGUGUAAUAAUUUAAAAAAAUUAUUAUUGCAAUGAAUCUCAAUAUAAUGACAAUAAGGCAUGCAGUGCCAUUUGUAUUUUUCAAAGAGUAAAUGCUGGUAACAUGGAGGAAAUGGCUCAAUUAAUAUUUGACAAUGAAUAAAAGCGCAUGCAAAUUU
Penaeus vannamei (Pacific white shrimp) is the source of this 3789-nucleotide messenger RNA. Its product is annotated as apoptosis-inducing factor 3. Gene Ontology annotation, cellular component: cytoplasm. The record is from RefSeq and is a predicted model, not a curated record. Lineage: Eukaryota; Metazoa; Arthropoda; Malacostraca; Decapoda; Penaeidae. Gene Ontology annotation, molecular function: 2 iron, 2 sulfur cluster binding; flavin adenine dinucleotide binding; oxidoreductase activity, acting on NAD(P)H.